ACAAACAUGGCUUCUCGACUUUCACUUUCCCUUUAUCGAACUUUGGAAAAAGUGGUGGCAUAUAAACCAAACAUAAGUUUUGUCAGGUAUAUGUCACAAGACAAUCUUGAAAGCUUUACAAAAGUUUCUGACGAUGAGAAAGGCAUUAGAACUAUACAACUUAAUGAUCCUAAAAAAAGAAAUGCUUUAUCUCUCAACAUGCUGCAGGCCCUACACAAUAAUCUAAGCACAGGAAUAGAUGAUUUACGAGUGAUAAUUCUUAGAUCUCAGGGCCCAGUCUGGUCAGCAGGUCAUGACCUCAAAGAAUUGACAAGCAAGCAAGGCAGGGAAUAUCAUCGCAAAGUUUUUGAGACUUGCUCAAAUGUGAUGACAUUAAUUCAGGAUUUGCCUAUCCCAGUCAUUGCUGCUAUAUCAGGUUUAGCCACAGCUGCAGGUGCCCAGUUAGUUGCCAGUUGUGAUAUUGCUGUUGCUGCUCAAAGUGCCAAAUUUGCCACACCAGGAGUUAGUGUUGGUCUAUUCUGUUCUACCCCAGCAGUGGCUGUUGGAAGGGCAGUGCCAAGAAAAGUUGCCAUGGAAAUGCUUUUCACAGGACAUCCUAUCUCUGCCCAAGAUGCUUUACUCCAUGGUUUAGUAAGUCGGGUUGUACCAGAUGACCAGUUGAAUACAGAGGUGAGGAAGAUAGCUGAAAGAAUUUGUGAGACAAGCAGGGAGGUUGUAGCACUUGGCAAAGCAACAUUUCACGCUCAGAUGAAUUUGGAAAGGAGGGAAGCUUACAGAUUGACGUCAGCGGUGAUGGUGGAGAAUCUCUCGCUGGAGGACGGACAGGAAGGCAUAAAGGCUUUUAUUGAGAAGAGGCAACCGACGUGGUCUCAUAGGAAUAAAAAAGUCCACUAAAUAAAAACCAAUGGAAUGAUUUUAUUGCCAAAAACGCUGUGAUUUCAAAAAUGAUUGACAGUGUAUACAUGUAUAUAUUAAUUAUAUUAAAUAUAUGUAUUUAAGAUAUGCUUGCAAUUUCGUACACAAUUAUUUCCCCUAGGAUUCAAUACAAUCGGAAAAAAAAACUGUGAUUCACAUCAAAAUUGAAUUCAUAUAGAAUCUUUACUAAAGCAUGUAUAUAGAGGCUCUCUAUGCGAGCGUAAAUAGAGGAUAUGUAAUUAUAUAGGGGGGUCUUCUUUUUGUUAUUCGAUUUUUUCCCUCCAAAAAGAUCUCCAAUUUAUGUAAAUAUGUUUGUUAAUAUAUCAUUGCUAUUAUUAUAACAAUUGUUUAACGCUGAAAUUGAAAGUUCUUUGAUUCUGAUACACUUCUGUAAAGCCCCGUUCACAUGCGCAAUUUACUUAAAUUAAGCGAGAAUAGAUUUUUACGAAUUCUGAUUUUUGUUUUACAUAAUCUUUAAUAAAACUAUUAUAAGCGAGCAGAGUGAAAAGUGAUUAACAGUUAUCAGAUCAACAGUACAUAUAAAUGUCAAUAAACUGCUAUUGAUGCUAUAA
This is a messenger RNA of Saccostrea echinata, 1487 nucleotides long. Its product is annotated as enoyl-CoA hydratase domain-containing protein 3, mitochondrial-like. The transcript is spliced from 10 exons. Gene Ontology annotation, molecular function: hydro-lyase activity. NCBI's taxonomy places the organism in Eukaryota, Metazoa, Mollusca, Bivalvia, Ostreida, Ostreidae. The coding region runs from base 7 to 894 and encodes 295 amino acids. The record is from RefSeq and is a predicted model, not a curated record. Gene Ontology annotation, cellular component: mitochondrion.